AUGCAGGCAACUGCGGACGCCGUGCGACGGCGCUGGCCGCUUGCAGCAGGAGUCACAGCCACGGCUACAGCACUUGUCCUUGCGGGCUUUCAAGCGUACACGACACCGCUGAACAAUCGCGCCAAGCAACAAGCAGAAGAAGCAGCGAGCAGUGCAGCAGAGUCGUCGUCAAAUGAAAGCGCUGGGACAACAUUGAUACCGCCAAGAACACCAAGUCCGAGGAAGCGAGGAAUGACACACACGUCUGUGAUCCAUGCGCCGCACUUCCACUACUUCUUAGCGCCGAUAGUCCUCGGACUGUUCAUGGGCAUCUACAUCGUAUUGCUCCAUUUUGGCUUCGUCGACACCUCGAGCUAUCCAUCUGUAUGGGAUAUAGCUGCCCGAUCCAGCCUGCUUCAUGUCGGCGUGUCACAUGGACUGGUGCUGUGGCCUUUCCUCACGGAAACUCCCCGCCUUCGCUUCUUUCGCAUAUCUGUUAUGGAAUGGCUGGCGUCUUCGUCCUUCAUGGACAUUUACGUAACCUCCCACAUUUACUUCGUGUUUGCGACAAUAGUGACCCCCAUGACGUUCUUGCUACUCGAGGCGCACUGGCAGGUCAUUUCGUGGUCGGAUGGCCAGUUCUACGUGUUGCUGGCGGUAUCUGACCUGACAGCCUCUAGCGUCUUGUGGCAUUAUUACACGUUGGCGCAUCUCAAUUCCGAUCUGCGGCAUCUGUGACCCCACCAGUUUCGCAGUUUUAAGUUAUUGAAGGUGUAGAUAUCACUUCUACAGUACGAACCUCGUCGCCUGAUUCAGAUGUUGUGGUAAUCCUAUUUAGGAUUAAUAUGACCUAAUUUCAAAGGCAAA
Aphanomyces astaci is the source of this 846-nucleotide messenger RNA. RefSeq lists its product as hypothetical. Bases 1 to 717 code for a protein of 238 amino acids. The record is from RefSeq and is a predicted model, not a curated record. The transcript has 5 exons. NCBI's taxonomy places the organism in Eukaryota, Oomycota, Saprolegniomycetes, Saprolegniales, Verrucalvaceae.